AUAGGUUAUGACGGAUCAUGCUACCCUCACAAGUAGUUGAAAAUUUAUUGUUAGGCCUACCCAAUUGUCUAUUUGGGUUAAAACAUUCUUUGGAGGGACUAACAAUAGUGACAGGUGAAUGAAUUAUAGCGGCCCGUCCACCGUGUGAGAGGCCGAUUCAAAAUUUUUGACAAAGCGUCAGGCAAUGAGUGACCACACCUGACCGCCUGAGAGGCAGGUAAAUUUGGCUGUGGGUGGAAAAAAUAAGGAGGCUGCGGCCGCGUUUGACAGGUGACCGUUUUACACAGUUAAAUUAUAGGAAACGCAAGGAGGGGAAUGGAAAGUGGCCGUUUGUAUAGGUGGCCGUAUUAUACAGGUGACCAUCAUGGCAGGUUCGACUGCAUGUUAAUUACUUUUGUAGUAUAAAAAUUUAUUUCCGAUAUUGUUUGCUUGUAACGAAAAGCAUGAUAACAUAGAAGAAAAUAUGUAUGUGACACUUUUGGUAGUUUAUGUAGGCCGACGGCUGCGUCUAUUCGGACACUGUCCAUUUAAGCUCCCUUGUAUAUUCGAAAUGUGUGUCUUUCUAUGCUUGCAUGAAUACAACACCGUACAUUGUAGGUCUUUUUCUUUUUGAGAAUGAUAUGCUUCUCUUUCUUUUUGGACCAAUGAAUCUUUGCAGUUUGCAUAAAAUUGCAUUCUAUUUUUCUAUUAUAAUAGAAUAAUGAAAACCAAUUGUGGUUUUUUCAUUUCUUGGCGUAAAUCGACGUGCAAUACAUGUUUUGAAGGAGGCAAAAUUGUUCUGUAGAAGGAUUGUGUCUGUGUCUGAAUAGACACUGUGCAGGCCGACAACAUAAAGUUUGUUAGGAGGAAUGUUGACUGAGGACUGGAUGUAUUCUGAGUCACUCUGACGAUUCCUAAUUACUGUGUGGUUGUUCAGUAACACUCAACUGAGUUCAAAAAUUGUAUUCAACAGUUGUUCUUUGCCCUUCUUUAUUUGAGGGUGAGGGGGUGGGGGUUGUUGUGAGAUAAGAGAAUAUGUGAGUCUUUGCAAGAACUUGGCACUCCUAAUAUGUCAGAGGUCAAAAAUUAAGAUUACAAAGAAAUGAACUGCAUUCUUUCUGUUCUAGAUAGUUGUUACUGUAACAUUUGAGGUGCUCAGCUCAUAAGGCUAACUCAAUUUGUUUUUGCCUCCUUUUAGUUUCUUUUGCUGGUUGCUGAAUAUUGACUGAUGGUAACACUGACAGUGCUUCAAGAUGAUGAGAAAUAUUUGUGUGUCUUCAGUUUCGAAAUCCAUCGAGUUUGCUUGGUUUCUCCUUAUCCAAGCUGUUUUCAUCAACUCCCAGAGUCUGAAAGAUAUACCUUCAGUCUUUCCUCAUAGACUCAAUUCACCAGGAUUAAAUGCCCAAAAGAAAGUUUGGUGGGCUAAAGAAAUCACUCCAGAUUUCCAUGUGUGUGGAAGGCUUUCAGAUCGGCAAAUAAAAUAUGCUGCAGAUGCAGGAUUUAAAAGUGUUCUGUCCCUUUUUACAUACCCUGCUGGGGACCCCCCAGGAAGCUUUGGUGGAGACUACUUGCCUGUUACUGUCGCAGAAAAGGUUAUUGUAGAAGAAGUAGCUGGGCUCCAGUUUAUUGCUCUGCUUGAACCAAUGGAUGAAUGGGCCAGUGUGGAAGCAGUGGAGAAAUUUACUGCCAUCGAGCCUACUUUGAAGAAGCCUGCACUUCUUCAUUGUGAUCGUGGUUACACAAUUGCUUUUGUGACUUUAUUGUAUAUGGCUAAUCAGACACGCUACAAUCCAGAUUUUCAACCAAAGAUUCGCUCAAAGGAGUUUUAUGAAAUCACUGCUUCCAUGGGUUUAGACUUUCUCCAGAGAAUACCAAUGGAAACAGUGUCUGAAAUUACUGGUGAGCCUAUUCCAGAUAUAAAUGAUAAGUCACUCCCAAGAGCCAAUUUUGAGCCGGAGGAUUGGUUAGAUUACUGGUUUGCUCAUCCAGUGUAUAAAAAUUGGUUUGUCGCUGGUCAAAUAACCAAGUCUCAUUUAUCGCCUUUGGAAGAAUUUGGAUACAAAAGUGUUGUGAAUAUAAGGGAAGGUAUGACGUACAAAGGGAAGCCUAGUCAGGAGGAAGUGAAUCUUUUGAAUAUCAGAGACAGGACUGGUACGUAUGGGGAUGCUCAAACAGCACCACGACAGUCUGAGGAACGGCUGAAAGAAACUCUGAUCAACGAACACUUUUCAAAUUCUUUUAUAAGUGAAAAAUCAACCAAGAAUUAUGAGAACAUUAACGAAGACGAAUUUGGAGAUAUUAUUGGCUAUAAUGAAGACAUUGAAAAGAAAGCAUUUGAAGACAGCGGAUUGAAGUACUACCAUAUUCCCCUUGACAACAAGAUGAAGGACUUUGCAACGUUUAUCAAGGAAAACAUGGACCAGUUGAUUGAGAUUAGCAAGAAAGGACCAGUUCUUGUCCAUUGUGCUCGAGGAUAUAGAGCAGCAAUGGUGGCUGUUUUGGCAUCAGCUGUGCAAUAUGACCUCACCAUUGACUGGGCCUUGCAGAGACUGAAAGAGAUGGGAAUGGGCAUAUCAGCAGAAUCUCACCCUCAUAUUUACGAUGUCUAUAAGGAACUGCUACCAUCAAGACAGCGGGUAGAAUUAUGAUUUCCUACUGAUAAGAAUAAUUCAUAUUUCACAAGAGAAUAAAGAAAUCUUUUAAAAGGAAAAUAGUAAGUAAAAUGGAUUUGUGGUACCAUAAAUAAAGCUUUUGAAACUGUUAUGAAGCAGUGUUGCACAAUAUUUAAUUUGAAAUAUGAGGUAAUUAAUUUGCCCUGGAAGGAAAAAUCCAGCCAAGGGAAUUAUGCUAGGGCCAUGCAAAUAAUACUAAUACUAUGGGUUUGUCUCAAGUUUGAAGAAAUCUGCUAUGAGCACUAUGAUGAGCAGUGGAGAGUGUUCCUACCACGUUUUACCAGUAUCUCUAGUCAUUUAAAGUCCAGCAAGGGUUUUUGUUAUUUGUCUAGAGUGACAUUUAUGUACUAUUGAGAUUUUUGUCAUUGCGUUUUAUAGAAAUGGUAAGUUUUUUUUUAGUUAAUGUCUUAUUCAUUGUGUAAUUUUUAUAGAAACUUUUUCUUUGUAAAACACAGAUCAUUAUCACUGCUUGACUAGACCUAGGCAAUUAGAAAGACAAUAAUUUUUAGUAAGGUCAUAAAAUAUAUCAAUUUUUACAAGUAGUGAAAAAGACCAUACUGUUUAUUAAUUACAUACAGUCAAGCAUGCACAAAACGAAAUCGAUGGAAUCCUGAAAUCUUUUUGCUAUGGAUGAAUUUCACUACGUAUGUGUUGCAAAUGCAAAGAAUAUACGUUAGUUAAAAAAUGCUGGUCCUGAAAAUCUGUUCGCUAUGCACUCGUUUUACCAUGUCUCCAUUUGCUAUGUUGCCUGCUAACCUGUUUGUGCUUAUUGUUUGUUUUCUGUGUUUGCUGCAUGUCUUCAGUAUAAAUUUUCCAAGGGAAAGAUAUUUCCAGAGACUUUUUUAAUACUGGACUAGGAUGAAGUAAUUUCUCCAUAUGCGAAUAUGUUUACCUCAAGAUUGAAUCAAUCAUUUUUGUUCCUUUGCUACUCUUUGUCUAUGCUUUGACUGUUAUCUUUCGAAGGUAUUUUGUCUUUAGUUAAUUAAAUUACGCUGGGAGAGAUUACGAUGACUUGUGCUCAGUUUUCUAAGUGUGGCUUAUAAUUAUCAGUAAUUGUUAGUCAAGGAGAAUGAUUGAGGUUCAGCAACUUGAAGAUGACGUUGUGGAUUUAUGAAAAAAAAGCCGGAUUCUUUCAGUUUAAAAAUUACUUCUGGAGAUGAUACCUUGUUUUUUAUGCUAUAUGCUUCAGAUAUUUGUCAGUGCAUUUUGAAGCUUUUAUUUGUCAAUCCGUUCUGUGUGUUUGGUGUUGUCUUAAUUUUAAACAAACAAUGUCUAUAGUUUUCUUUUUUGAUGGGCUGCGGAGUUUGAAAUGGAAUGUAUGUUUUAAAGAGAAUCAGUUCCUAUACUAUGUGAACUGGACAUCGUUAGCUUUUUUGUUCUAGUUUUGUUCACUUGAGCCUUCUUUAAAACCUAAAAUCUCAGAGCACCAUUUGCUUUUUAUUGCUUUCUGUACACAUGACUGAUAUCAUAACCAGAGGGUUUUUAAAGAAUUACUGCUCAUUUCCUCGCUUUUUUGUAUAUUUUUAUUUGUCAUUCUCUGUCAUCCCCACCCCCCAAUUUCCGUUAAUCUUCUUAUGUAUUUGUUUCUAAUGGUCUCAGUGGUUUAGGAAAUUCUCCCAAAUUUAACCAUCCCAUAAAGAUUUCCAGACGAAAUGUCAGUAAGUGGUCCUGAAUUCUUCAAAUAUUUGUCUUCUGUGUGUUUUGAACAAGUUGUCAGAUUUCACUAUUCUUUACUGAGGAUUGCUAAACAAAAGAUUUCUAUUCUAUGGUGUCUAGUGUUGAGAACAUUGCGUUCAUUUUAUGGUUACAUUGUACCCAGAAUUAACAGUCUUGAUGAUUGCUUUGCUUAGCAAUAAUUUUCUGCCGACCAGGCUUAUUUUACUUCAUAGUGAACUUUUUGCAACAUUAAGGGCUUUCAUAAAAAUUGGAUUGAA
Molecule: messenger RNA, 4585 nt
Organism: Aplysia californica (California sea hare)
Lineage: Eukaryota; Metazoa; Mollusca; Gastropoda; Aplysiida; Aplysiidae
Exons: 3
Coding region: 1233-2627 (464 amino acids)
Biological process (GO): dephosphorylation
Molecular function (GO): phosphatase activity
Source: RefSeq, a predicted model, not a curated record